Triplophysa dalaica is the source of this 3978-nucleotide messenger RNA. RefSeq names its product ATPase H+ transporting V0 subunit a1a (gene atp6v0a1a). Gene Ontology annotation, biological process: vacuolar acidification; proton transmembrane transport. Gene Ontology annotation, molecular function: proton-transporting ATPase activity, rotational mechanism; ATPase binding. Gene Ontology annotation, cellular component: vacuolar proton-transporting V-type ATPase complex; plasma membrane; vacuolar proton-transporting V-type ATPase, V0 domain. NCBI's taxonomy places the organism in Eukaryota, Metazoa, Chordata, Actinopteri, Cypriniformes, Nemacheilidae. The coding region runs from base 182 to 2917 and encodes 911 amino acids. The record is from RefSeq and is a predicted model, not a curated record. The transcript is spliced from 22 exons.
CCUCACCCUGCCCAGGUAACCACGAUCACGUGACCAGGUUGGGCCGGCCGUUCAUGACGUCGUGUUCGUUCUGGUCAGCUGAUGCUCGCGACGCAGUGGAUUUAGAGACUACAGGACUUCACUUUUAUCAGUUUCUGCGCUAUAUUCUCCCCUUAGUGCAUUGGAAAGAAGGCAGUGCAUUAUGGGGGAGCUGUUUCGCAGUGAGGAGAUGACCCUGGCCCAGCUCUUCCUACAAUCAGAGUCAGCCUACUGCUGUGUCAGUGAGCUGGGGGAGAUCGGCAUGGUGCAGUUUAGAGACUUGAACCCAGAUGUCAACGUUUUUCAGAGGAAGUUUGUAAAUGAAGUCCGUCGUUGUGAGGAAAUGGACCGGAAACUGAGGUUUGUUGAGAAGGAGAUUAGAAAGGCUAACAUACCUGUUGUAGACACAGGAGAGAACCCAGAGGUCCCUCUUCCUCGAGACAUGAUUGACUUAGAGGCAACUUUUGAAAAGCUGGAGUUUGAGUUGAAGGAGAUCAACACCAACCAGGAAGCACUGAAGAAGAACUUCCUGGAGUUGACAGAGCUCAAGCACAUCCUCAGGCGAACACAGCAGUUUUUCAAUGAGAUUGAAAGGCCAUACUCUGAAUUCCUCGUCACAUCCCAGCCGCUGAUGGUGAUGUCAAACUGCCCUUCCCAAGACCAGUUCAGCAAGAUGGAAGAUCCUUCACUUUUGGAAGAAUCAUCAACCUUAAUAGACACAAAUGAGGUUGGACGCGCUGCUCCUCUCAGGCUUGGUUUUGUUGCGGGUGUGAUAGGCAGAGAAAGGAUACCCAACUUUGAGAGGAUGCUGUGGAGAGUUUGCCGUGGCAACGUGUUCCUACGGCAGGCAGACAUUGAAGACCCACUGGAGGACCCCACCACAGGCGACAAUGUGCACAAGUCUGUGUUCAUCAUUUUCUUCCAGGGUGACCAGCUGAAGAAUAGAGUGAGGAAGAUUUGUGAAGGGUUUCGGGCUUCUCUGUACCCCUGUCCCGAGACCCCUCAUGAGAGAAAGGAAAUGGCAGCUGGAGUGAACUCUCGAAUUGAUGAUCUCCAAAUGGUACUCAAUCAAACGGAGGAUCACAGGCAGCGAGUGCUGCAGGCGGCUGCUAAGACUGUGCGUGUGUGGUUCAUCAAAGUGAGGAAGAUGAAGGCCAUUUAUCACACACUGAACCUCUGCAACAUCGAUGUCACUCAGAAAUGUCUGAUUGCGGAGAUCUGGUGCCCUGUGUCAGAUCUAGACACCAUUCAGUUUGCACUCCGACGGGGCACGGAAAAAAGCGGAUCCACUGUUCCUUCCAUCCUAAACAGAAUGCAGACCAAACAGACGCCACCCACCUUCAACAAAACCAACAAGUUCACCUCUGGCUUUCAAAGCAUCGUUGAUGCCUAUGGCAUCAGCAACUACCGCGAGAUUAACCCAGCUCCAUACACCAUCAUCACCUUCCCCUUCCUGUUUGCGGUCAUGUUUGGUGAUUUGGGUCACGGUGCCCUCAUGACCUGCGCUGCACUCUAUCUAGUACUGCGAGAGAGCCGGUUAAUCGCCCAGAAAAAUGAAAACGAGAUGUUUCAAAUGGUGUUUGCUGGCCGGUACAUUAUUCUUCUGAUGGGAGUGUUUUCUGUGUAUACUGGAAUCAUCUACAAUGACUGUUUCUCAAAAUCUCUCAAUGUCUUCGGCUCUGGCUGGAGCGUCAGGCCCAUGUUUGGAGUUAAGGGAGCCAACUGGACGUUUAAGACUUUAGAGGAAAACAGAUUGCUGCAGUUAGACCCUGCUGUGCCAGGAGUGUUUGGUGGACCCUAUCCCAUCGGCAUUGACCCAAUUUGGAACAUUGCCACCAAUAAGCUGACUUUUCUAAACUCCUUCAAGAUGAAGAUGUCCAUCAUUCUGGGAGUCAUCCAUAUGCUUUUUGGAGUUACUCUUAGCCUCUUCAAUCACUUGUAUUUUAAGAAGCCUCUGAACAUCUACCUGGGCUUUAUUCCUGAGAUCGUCUUCAUGACCAGCCUGUUUGGGUACCUGAUGUUGAUCGUCUUCUACAAGUGGACGGCAUACGAUGCCAGGAGCUCAAAAGACGCCCCCAGUCUUCUUAUAGCCUUUAUCAACAUGUUUCUUUUCAGCUACAACGAUCCCACCAACAAACCUUUAUACAGGGGACAGAUGGUCAUUCAGUCUCUGUUAGUUGUUACAGCUAUCGCCUGUGUGCCAUGCAUGCUUAUAGUAAAGACCCUAGUUAUGCGCAGGCAAUACCUCUGGAGGAGACACCUGGUAAGAACUUGUCUUCAACGCUCGGAGUACUGUUUUUUUAUUAACUCCCAAAAGAUAUUUCGGAUUCUUGUAUGGUGGCUUGGCUAUACGUUUGACAUUGGCUUACCUAUGACUGCUUCCUCACAGGGAACACAGAAUUUUGGGGGAAUUCGUGUGGGUAACGGCCCCACAGAUGACGAAGCUGGGAUCAUACAACAUGACCAGCUUGCCCAGAAUGUGGAAGAAGAGCCUGAGCAAUCUGAAGAGGAAGUGUUUAAUUUUGCAGAUGAAGCGGUGCAUCAGGCCAUUCAUACUAUAGAAUACUGCUUGGGCUGCAUUUCAAACACAGCCUCUUAUCUACGGCUCUGGGCACUGAGUCUGGCCCACGCCCAGCUGUCUGAGGUCUUGUGGUCUAUGGUGAUGCACAUUGGCUUGGCAUCUAAGAAUUUAAGUGGAUUCAUUGGCCUGUCAUUCAUCUUUGCCUUCUUUGCAACGCUGACAGUGUGUAUUCUCUUGAUCAUGGAAGGACUGUCUGCCUUCUUGCAUGCCCUCAGGUUGCACUGGGUGGAGUUCCAGAAUAAAUUCUACACCGGACAGGGCUUCAAGUUUAUGCCCUUCACUUUCGACAGCAUUCUGGAGGGCAAGUUUGAAGACUAAACCACACCCACUUUUUCCUCUCUUCCAGCUGCAACAACCCUAAAUUAAGAGAGCCAAUCAGAAACAAAAACCAGAUUUGAUCAUUUCUAUGAACAUUGUGAUAAAAAUCGACAUUGGCUCUACAUUUUUUAGGUGUUCUACAUCAGGAUGUAAAUGGAAUAAUUUACAGGUUAAUUACAUGUGAAUGACGGAGCUAGAAUUGCGUAACAUGUUUAUUACAUAACUUCAUUUAAUAUGAUUUCAUAACUUAAGUUAUAUGUACUUUUCAUAAGAACACGUAGCAAAUAACAGCAUAUAUGUUUGUUUUGAAUACAUUAGUAAGGGAUGCAGAUUUCUUCAAUGCCUCAUAAAUUUGUACCUUGUACAUCCUGAUUCUCUUUUUCCCAGUCCCUUAAAUUAUUAGUUAUUUUAUGCAAUGAGACUUUGUGUACUGAGUUCCUGUCAUACAGAGAUGAUUAUGUCAUCAGUCAUAUCUAAAUGAACGUUCCGGAUAAUGCCAUGAAUAAACCGGAUUUAUCACACAUCAGCAAAUUUCACAAAUCAACACUUACAAACUUAGUGUUGUUGUGUUUUAUUUGGGAUUUAAUUGUUUUGCUGUUUUGUUUUUGAAUGCUGUUUUUCUUCAUGUUAAUCUGUUCGGUGCAAUGCUCAUGUUUGGUUGUGUACAUGCCCAUGCCCAUCCUCCUAAAGAAGAUGUGUUGGUGUCCUAGAUGUCAAAUGCAGUCCAGUGAGUUUUUGAUUAAUUUAUUAGAACAAGUAGAUGCAGAUGCAGCCGUUGACGCGAAGUGAUUUCUCUAUUUUGUUUGUCAAUAAAGAGAAAGGGGUGGACCGGAACGGAUGAUUUAGUAUUCUUAUUUUUAAGUUAAAAUAGCUGUCUUUCAUAUGUAAAACAAAUAGAUAUUCUAUCUGUGUCAUAGGAAACAUUAAUUAAAUAUAAAUGGUAAUAUACAUUUUAAGAUGAAAGUAAUGUUUCUGAUAAUAUAUGUAUGUAAUUACAAUGUUUUCAGUGUUAUUGAUUUGUAUAUGGUUGUUUUGUUUAAUAAAUGUCGCUUUAUGUCAAA